This is a messenger RNA of Bipolaris maydis ATCC 48331, 606 nucleotides long. RefSeq names its product FMN-dependent dehydrogenase. NCBI's taxonomy places the organism in Eukaryota, Fungi, Ascomycota, Dothideomycetes, Pleosporales, Pleosporaceae. The record is from RefSeq and is a predicted model, not a curated record. Gene Ontology annotation, molecular function: oxidoreductase activity.
AUGUCAACAACGCAUGGCCGUACAGCAUACACGCUCGCAGACAUGGAAGAGAUUGCCAACCUCAAACUCCCGGAUGAUGUUUGGGAAUACCUGGAAACUGGAGCACACGAUAAUUGGACCCUGCUGCAACCAAGGAUGCUCAGAAAAGUUUCUGUCAUAGACAUGACAACAACCAUCUUCGAUAAACGUUACAACAUCCUGAUAGCGCUUGUGCCCAGCGCGUAUCAACGACUUGCCAGCAGCGGAGGAGAAUUGGAUUCGUCCGCCGCCAGUUUCGACAUGGGUACUAAUUUCACGCUUUCUUCGAAUGCGACUACCUUUUUGGAGGAUGUCAUGCACUCCUUGCCGCCUCGUGAUGAUAAUCACCCCAGACCCUGGUUCCAGCUCUACUUUCUGGGGCCCCGUGGUACUGCAGCAGCCUUUGUUCAGCGGGCAAAAAGGGGAGGCUUCGAAGCUUUGGUUUUGACAAUCGAUACGCUGGUGCUCGACAAUCGACUGCACCAGAGGCAACAUCCCCUUGAGCUGCCCAAACAUCUUAUAUUGUACAACACUUCGAACCGGAAAGCCGGCGCCGUUCAUAAGUUCAUUGUUGCUCACACGAUCUAA